UUGAGUCAACGCUUGCGCCAGUCGCCCUCAAGUGACAGCUGCUUUGUGCGACGUCUUGUGGAGGCCAUGGGGCGGCAGUGGGGACCCUCCAUGAGGGUGGCAGAGCAGGCUGGCUGCGUGGUGAGCGCCUCGCGGGCCGGGCAGCCGGACACGGGCUCGUGGAGUUGCAGCGGGGUGAUCCUGAGCCGCAGUCCAGGCCUGGUGCUGUGCCACGGGGGCAUCUUCACUCCUUUCCUGCGGAAGGGCAGCGCGGCGCUCACCCAGACGGGCGCCGCCUUCCUGCCCGGCGACAGUUGCAGCGAUGAUCUGCGCCUGCACGUGCAGUGGGGACCCACGGCUGCCAGCCCCGCGGGCCGCGCAGAGCAGGAACUCCCGGGGCUGUGCACGCCUCAGUGCGCAAGCCUGGGCCUCGAACCCGGCGUCCCGAGCCACGCUCGCUCGCGAUCUCUGCAGCCACCGCGGCCAGCGCAGCUGCUGUUGCUGCUCAGCUGCCCAGCCUUCCGCUCCCACUUCGCGCGGCUCUUCGGAGCCGAAGCGGCCGAACAGUGGCACUUCGUGAGCUCGGCGCCCGACGACGUGGUGUCGGAGGAGGAGGAGGAGGACCAGCUGCGCGCGCUAGGCUGGUUCGCGCUGCUGCGAGUGCAGAGGGGCGCGGCGGAGGAGGAGAGGCGCGGCCCGCCGUUGACAGUGGCACCGCUGGGGGCCGUGGCCAAGGGCGCACCGCUGCUAGCCUGCGGCUCUCCAUUUGGCGCCUUCUGCCCGGACAUCUUCCUCAACACGCUGAGCCGCGGCGUGCUCAGCAACGCAGCCGGGCCGCUGUUGCUCACCGACGCGCGCUGCCUGCCAGGCACGGAAGGCGGCGGAGUGUUCGCGGCGCGACCUGCGGGCGCGCUGGUGGCGCUGGUGGCCGCGCCGCUCUGCUGGAAGGCCCGCGAGUGGGUGGGCCUCACGUUGCUUUGCGCUGCCGCCCCCCUGCUCCAAGUUGCCCGAUCCGCGCUUGCCCGCCUGCACCCGGGCUCGGCCUCUCUGUCGGUGCUGCUGCCGCCCGAAGUGGGCGCGCCACGGGGCCCGCCCCUGCGAGACCUCGGACCCCCGUGGGCAGCCUCCGCCGUGCUGGUGGAGUGUGGUACUGUCUGGGGCUCUGGAGUGGCCGUGGCACCUCGCCUGGUGGUGACCUGCCGUCAUGUGGCUCCCCGGGAAGCAGCCAGGGUCCUGAUACACUCGGCCACUCCCAAGGAUGUGGCAAUCUGGGGGCGAGUGGUGUUUGCCACUCAGGAGGCCUCUCCAUAUGACAUAGCAGUGGUGAGCCUGGAAGAGGACCUGAAUGGUGUCCCCACGCCUGUCCCCGCUGAGCACUUCCAUGAAGGUGAGCCCGUCAGUGUGGUGGGCUUUGGCGUCUUCGGCCAGGCCUGUGGGCCCUCGGUGACCUCAGGCAUCCUGUCAGCCGUGGUGCGUGUGGAUGACACCCCAGUGAUGCUGCAGACCACAUGUGCCGUGCAUGGCGGCUCCAGCGGAGGACCCCUCUUCUCCACACGCUCAGGGGACCUCUUGGGCAUCAUUGCCAGCAACACGCGGGACAACAACACGGGGGCCACAUACCCGCACCUGAACUUCAGCAUUCCCAUCACUGUGCUCCAAUCAGCCCUGAAGCAGUAUGGUCAGUCUGGCGACCUGUGUGGCCUUCGGAAGCUGGACCAUGCCACUGACCCUGUCAGGGUGGUGUGGCGGCUGCAGCGGCCCCUGCCUGAAGCGCCACGAAGCAAGCUCUGAGCCUGUCUCCCUUCCAGGGAAAAGGCAGACAACUCUAUGACCGUGAGCAGUAUGUCGAUGUGACAGCUGUGACACCUCAGUCACCUGCCAGGGCACAGCCCAAGCCACCUCUUCAUCUUCAUCCACUUGACUGUCCAGGUACAAAGUCCUGUGCAGCCCUGUGGGUCUACUUUGGGGUGCUUACUUGAGCCUGUCUCAUCUGUUUCCCAGAACUAGCUCAGCAGUAUCAAUGUUCCGUCUGGGGGCGCUGGUCCAUCGGGCAGAUGCUGCUGGAAAGAGUGGCCCAAGCCUGGUUUGGCAUCUCUCCACCUGACAGCCCCUGGCCAGGGCUCUUCCCGGAUACUCUCUGUACUGCCCUUGGAAGCCCAGAGCCCCAGCAGCCAGUAACAGGAGUGGCUUCCUAUUGUCACACGAAUACACAGGCAAAUCCCUGAGAGCCACCUGGGCCUUCAUUCUGACACAGUGCCUUCAUU
Molecule: messenger RNA, 2243 nt
Organism: Acomys russatus (golden spiny mouse)
Lineage: Eukaryota; Metazoa; Chordata; Mammalia; Rodentia; Muridae
Gene: Tysnd1
Product: trypsin like peroxisomal matrix peptidase 1
Exons: 4
Coding region: 67-1770 (567 amino acids)
Biological process (GO): regulation of fatty acid beta-oxidation; protein processing
Cellular component (GO): peroxisome
Molecular function (GO): serine-type endopeptidase activity
Source: RefSeq, a predicted model, not a curated record